Messenger RNA from Iphiclides podalirius (scarce swallowtail), 918 nucleotides. The record is from the annotation of a GenBank genome assembly. Lineage: Eukaryota; Metazoa; Arthropoda; Insecta; Lepidoptera; Papilionidae.
AUGGAUAACUUAGGGAGUACAGAUGCCGAAGACACGAAGCGGAAAGAUUCAUCGUGUCAAGACACCGAAGCGUUCAAAGAACUGGCGGCCCCGAUGCCGCUGGUGCCAGACCCUGGCGAGAAACAUGACCACACUCAUCCAACAGAUCCUCAGGCUAUCCCCUUUGAUGCAAUUCAGGCAGCGAACCCUGGUCAGAGUACCAUCUUAUCACUUCCCGAGUGGGUCGAAAACACGGAUACAGAAAUUCUCGUGGAGAACUUGGACUUCAGUGACACGACGCUAAGGCACAGUUUCAUUAGAAAGGUGUACACCAUUGUGCUGAGCCAGUUGUUAUUAACCGGUCUGAUUAUAUUCGGAUUGAUGCAAGUGCCGGGCUUUAAUUUUUACGCGAGGGAAUGUUUUCCGGUCGUGUUUAUACCGCCAAUGACGAUUUACCUCACGACGUUCGCGUGCAUCUUCUGCUGCGAGGGACCGAGACGACGGGUUCCCUACAACUACAUAUUUCUUCUUUUAUUCACCAUCUCGCUCUCCACUAUGGUGGGGAUUCUUGCCAGCUUCUAUCGUUUUGAGGAGCUUUUAAUCGCCGCCGGGAUCACUUUCAUCAUGGUUUUGGCGCUGACGCUGUUCGCCUUCCAAACCAAAUUAGACUUCACGAUCCUGAACGGAUGCGGCCUCUGCCUUGUGCUGGCUCUGCUGACGUUGGGCACGGCGAUGCUGGCGACCUCUUACGGCCGGCUGAGGCUAGUUUACACGACCAUCGGCGUGCUCGUCAUCUCCGUAUACAUCGUCUGCGACACCCAGAUGAUCGUCGGCGGCUCCCACCGCUACAGCAUCUCCCCCGAGGAGUACGUGUUCGCGGCGCUCGUUCUCUACCUCGACGUGAUGAACCUCUUCCUGAGGAUAUUGCGGUCGCUACGC